This is a messenger RNA of Penicillium canariense, 1203 nucleotides long. RefSeq names its product protein phosphatase regulator SHP1. The transcript has 3 exons. Gene Ontology annotation, biological process: proteasome-mediated ubiquitin-dependent protein catabolic process; membrane fusion; autophagosome assembly. The record is from RefSeq and is a predicted model, not a curated record. Gene Ontology annotation, cellular component: cytosol; nucleus. Lineage: Eukaryota; Fungi; Ascomycota; Eurotiomycetes; Eurotiales; Aspergillaceae. The coding region runs from base 1 to 1203 and encodes 400 amino acids. Gene Ontology annotation, molecular function: ubiquitin binding.
AUGGACCACAGCCCCGCAGACCACGACGAGGUCGUGUCUCAGUUCUGUAACAUGACAGGUACUCAGCCUGCAGAAGCUCAAGAAUAUCUUUCUGCCAACGGGUGGGAUGUGGAAGCAGCCGUAACGGAAUUCUUUGCGGAGCAGGAUGAGGCCUUGCAGGACAUGAACACUGGCGGUGGCCGGCGGCUGGGUGCUGAGACUGCUGGGACAGCUGCAGGAGGUCGCUCUCUAGACGGAAGCGCUGUCCCAGCUCCAUCCUCGAGUGUGCCUCAGUCUUCGUCAUCGAGCGGACGCGCGAUGCCAAAGAAGAAAUUUGCGACAUUGGGAGACUUUGCCGCAGGGAGCGGCGGUGACUCAACUUCCGAUGAUGGCUCUGAGAACCAGGAUUUCUUCGCUGGUGGAGAGAAGUCAGGCUUAGCCGUGCAGAACCCGGACGAUUUGAAAAGAAAGAUUCUCGAAAAGGCCCGGAGAGCGCAACCUCCCCCAUCUGAUGAGCCCCACUCCCGACAAUCUCACUUCACAGGCACCGCUCGUACCCUCGGUGGUGACGAGGCUCCCAGCCGAGUCAUUGAAGACCCCUCCGGACCUGCGCCGCAGCGCCCGCAGCGAGUCCAUCGCACUCUUCACUUCUGGGCCGAUGGUUUCUCCGUCGAUGAUGGCGACCUGUACCGUUCUGACGAUCCCCGAAAUGCUGAGAUAUUGGAAGGCAUCCGCCAGGGUCGCGCCCCCUUGACCAUUAUGAAUGUUCAAGCGGGGCAAGAAGUGGAUGUCGAGCUGAAGCAGCACGAUGAGAAAUACGUGAAGCCCAAGCCAAAGUACAAGCCUUUCUCGGGUGCCGGACAACGGCUCGGUAGCCCGACUCCUGGAGUACAGGGAGUACAAGACCAGGCCUUUACACCGUCCUCAGCCGCCGCCCCUCCCUCUACAUCUGGGCCACCCAAGCCCGAAGUGGACGAGUCACAACCGACGGUCACUCUCCAGGUGCGCCUAGGGGAUGGCACUCGAUUGACCUCCCGUUUCAACACCACCGCCACUAUCGGCGAUGUCUACUCCUUCGUUGCAGCCGCCACCCCAGAUGGCCGGGACCGUGCGUGGGUGCUGAUGACUACAUUCCCUAGCAAGGAGCUCAACGAAUGGGACGUGACGCUUGCCGACCUACCCGAGUUCAAGCGGGGUGGAGUGGUUAUCCAGAAGUGGACUUAG